Messenger RNA from Cucurbita maxima (winter squash), 1151 nucleotides. Its product is annotated as cinnamoyl-CoA reductase 2-like. The transcript is spliced from 5 exons. The coding region runs from base 30 to 1064 and encodes 344 amino acids. Lineage: Eukaryota; Viridiplantae; Streptophyta; Magnoliopsida; Cucurbitales; Cucurbitaceae. Gene Ontology annotation, molecular function: oxidoreductase activity, acting on the CH-OH group of donors, NAD or NADP as acceptor. The record is from RefSeq and is a predicted model, not a curated record.
CUCAUUUAUUCCAUUCUCACCCAUUCAAAAUGCCCCUUGCUGCCGCCGCCGCCGCCGCAACCGCCGCCGUAGCUUCCGGCCAAACUGUUUGUGUCACCGGUGCUGGUGGCUUCAUUGCCUCGUGGCUCGUGAAGCUCCUUCUCCAAAAGGGUUACAGCGUUAGAGGCACUGUCAGAAACCCAGAUGAUUCGAAGAAUGCUCAUUUGAAAGAGCUGGAUGGAGCUAAGGAAAGGCUAACGUUGUAUGCUGCUGAUCUUCUUCAUUUUGAGAACCUUAAAGCCGCCAUUAUGGGCUGUGACGGUAUUUUUCAUACUGCAUCACCCGUAACCGAUGACCUUGAAAAGAUGGAUGAAGCAAUAAUUGGAACAAAGAACGUCAUAACGGCGGCGGCCGAGGCCAAAGUCCGACGGGUUGUUUUCACAUCGUCGAUUGGGACCGUGCACAUGAACCCUAAUCAGAACCCGGACAUAGUGGUUGAUGAGUCUUGUUGGAGUGACCUUGACUUUUGCAAAAACACUAAGAACUGGUAUUGCCAUGCAAAGACAAUAGCAGAACAAACAGCAUGGGCAAUGGCAGAAGAAAAAGGGGUUGAUCUAGUGGUGGUGAACCCAAUGCUGGUGCUUGGACCAUUACUACAACAAACAAUAAAUGCAAGUGUAGUUCAUAUAAUGAAGUAUUUGACAGGGUCAGUCAAGACCUAUGUGAAUGCAGUUCAAGGUUAUGUUCAUGUUAAGGAUGUUGCAAAGGUUCACGUUUUGGUUUACGAGACUCCCUCGGCCUUCGGUAGAUAUAUUUGUGCCGAGACCAUGCUUCAUCGCGCAGAAUUGGUUGAAAUUUUGGCUGAUUUGUUUCCCGAGUAUCCCGUUCCUACUAAGUGCUGUGAUGAGAAGAACCCUAAGAAGAAAGCUUACAAAUUUAGUGUAAAAAAGGUUAAAGACUUAGGCAUGGCCGAGUUCAUACCUGUGAAGCAAUGCAUAUAUGAAACUGUGAAGAGUCUUCAAGAGAAGGGUCAUCUUCCACUUCCACUUCCAACUCGACCUCAUCAAUCUAUGUCAUUUUGCUAGUCGACGUCGGCACCAUAGGGAUUCACGAGACACUCGUCGUCGUUGUUCACUUAAUCUUUGUCGUGAGCUGUUAUAGUAGUUGUCCAU